Molecule: messenger RNA, 690 nt
Organism: Mytilus trossulus (common blue mussel)
Lineage: Eukaryota; Metazoa; Mollusca; Bivalvia; Mytilida; Mytilidae
Product: collagen alpha-1(XIV) chain-like
Exons: 2
Coding region: 1-690 (229 amino acids)
Source: RefSeq, a predicted model, not a curated record
AUGGAGUGGUUUUAUUUUGAAGCUUGCCAAGCUAAUCUUCAGGCUGAUAUAGUUUUUGCACUUGAUUCCUCUGGAAGUGUAGGACUUUCGCAUUUCAAAAGACAGAUUGACUUCGUUAAAGACUUAGUUGAUAUGUUUUCUAUUGGAUCCACCAGAACUCAGUUUAGUGUUGUAACAUUUGCAGAUACAGUUAACAAUGAAAUUAGUCUGAAUAAAUAUCAAAACAAACGUAGACUCAUAAAUGCGAUAGAUAAUAUUGCAUAUAGACAAGGAGCUACGAAUACUCACUUAGCACUAGAAUUUGUAACACAAAACUCUUUUCUUUCUGCAAAUGGUGGAAGGUCUAACAUAAAAAGAAUCGUUAUUAUUUUAACUGACGGAAAGUCACAGAUCCCAGAUGAGACAAAGAAAGCAGCAGAACAACUUCAUCUGUUAGGAGCACAAGUGGUUUCCGUCGGAAUUGGCUCGGGGGUAGACAUACUUGAAAUAACAAGAAUCGCAAGUGACAAGCAGAAUGUGGUUAGGGUUGAAAAUUUUGACGAACUUUCUACCAUAGAAACGCAAAUUCAAAAUGCUGCAUGUCAGAAAACAUCAGAAGAGCGCAAGAAAAGAAAAGUAUCUUCUACAUUAAAUAAAGAAAAGACGAUAACUGAAAAGCCUAUCAGAACAGUAAAUGAACUGGAUUUUUGA